Polistes canadensis is the source of this 2431-nucleotide messenger RNA. Its product is annotated as ankyrin-1-like. Gene Ontology annotation, cellular component: nucleus; cytoplasm. The record is from RefSeq and is a predicted model, not a curated record. The coding region runs from base 113 to 1522 and encodes 469 amino acids. NCBI's taxonomy places the organism in Eukaryota, Metazoa, Arthropoda, Insecta, Hymenoptera, Vespidae. The transcript is spliced from 5 exons. Gene Ontology annotation, molecular function: protein binding.
GCAAGCUCUCGCACGAUCCCUUUGUGUUAUUUUCGUGUCGAGAAUCGCCGUUCGAAGCUUUAAAUAGGAUCGAGUUUUCGACGAAGAAGGCAGUUUCUAAUACCAAUUCUACAUGUUGGAGCAUCGCACCGUAUUCGAUAUGCCAUUGCAUUGCAUCACCAACCCGUUACAACGGGAACUGGCCGACGCUAUUAUAAGGUUACAACCGCUGGAUGAAAUUCGGAUACUUCUUGCAUGUGGUGCAAGGCCAAAUGAGCCUGUAACUCAAGGUCUAAGACCGUUACAUUAUGCAGUGUGGCAGAGGUACAUUGAUGCAGCACAAUUACUUUUGGUUCGUGGUGCUGAUAUCGACGCAACCGACGAAUGCGGAUAUUCCGCAUUGCAUCUAGCUGCUGAACAUGGUUUUCUCGAUCUCGUUAAACUUCUAUUAAAAUAUGGUGCCAAGGUGGAUCAUAGAAAAGACACCGGGGAAUUAUUUCCUAGGACUAUGAUGUGCGACGAGCCGUUACGAUUAGCCUUGAGAAAUCGUCACGUAGAAGUGGCUAGGACUUUGUUGGAAGCUGGCGCAAAUCCAAACAAGAGAUAUUUCUUCGGUUCCGAGAUUAAUUUGGUAUCACCCUUGGAUCUGGAGUGUAUGGAACUUUUAUUGGCGUUUGGUGCACAACCCAAUAUGAGGGAUCGUGCUGGAUUAACUCCUUUAAUGAAAGCAGCAAGAUCACCCCAAGGUGUUGCUACGGUAUUACUGUUGUUGAGUUACGGAGCGGAUGUUAAUUCCAUGGCCGAUUCGAGGCACGAUUAUCGAACGGUUCUGCAUUAUGCGAUACUUGGUGGUGAUCCAGCGGUCAUCAAUCUUUUGUUGAAACAGGGUGCAAGGUUAUCUCUUGGACCUGAUUAUCAAAAACCAACCGCAUUAGAUUUAGCUAUACUCAAGGGUGAUCCUUCGAUCGUUGAGAUGUUAUUAGAGUCCGGUGCUGACGUUAAUGCAACAUCUCCGAUCAUCGGAUCAGCCCUUCACGUUGCCUGUGCGGACAACAUACCCAAUAGAUUACAAAUUCUUCAAAUGUUGUUGGAACGUGGCGCUGAUCCUAAUCUCGUAAUACGCAGCGACGAAGGUUUUUCAUUGCGUCCAGUUUUAGCAGAAUACGUGGCAUCCAACGAAAAUCCAUCUGUCGAAGUUGUCGCACUUUUGUUAAAAUACGGUGCCAGAGUUGUCAUAAAGACUCAAUUUCGUGAUCCACACGGUAUAUUAAAUUCACUACAAAAUACCGCAGACAAACCUAGAUUAUUAAGGGCACUUUUAGAAGCAGCGGAAAGUUUCGAUCCUUGUAUGAUCAAAAGAUCAAGUAGUUUGACCGAUGCUCAAAAGGCUCUGGUAAUGGAAGCUGCGAGAACACCCUUACCAUUGACCCAUCAAGCUAGGCUCAUAGUUCGCAGAUUAUGCGGCACGAAAUUACCAAAAAUCGUAUGGAAUCUUCAAUUACCGCAAUCGUUACAUCGAUAUCUUCUUUACGAUUUUCAUUAGCCUUUUUUUUUCCUCAUUUUUAAUUCGUUAUUGGGGGCGCGGGGAGGGGUUUUGGGGAUGGAGCAACAACAACGAUUAAGUUGCUUGACCAAAACAUAAAACAACAAUUAUAUUCGCUAAGCCAUUAUCAUUUCGCAAAAUUAUUUUUCAACGAAUAUCUUCGUAAUCUCAUCGAUCUUUGUAUUUAUCAUUGCACAGUAUUUCAUUUAUUUAUAUUUUUUGUUGUUGUCAUUAGCACAAUUUUGGCACAAAAGCUAAAUGGAAUCGAUAAAAAGAAAAGAACAAAAUAAUAAUGAACAUUUUAACUCUCUUUCUUCAAACAAAAUUAAUAAUAAAGUUUUUAUCACUGUCGUGAGAUCUCAACGUGGUGCACGUGUAUUUCAUGCGUCUUUGAAUUUACCUGAUUCGUGUAUAUGACGAAUCAUAAUGAAGAACGCGCGAUAGUUCGAAUAUUAAGUAUUAUACGUGCGUUAUAAAAGUUUAGGAAUUGAUUCGGUACUUUUGCAAAAUUAUUAUUCUAUUUUUUUUAUAAUCUAAGUUUUACCGAUUAACUCUAGUAUUAUUAUAGUUCGUUUCGUACGAGAUAAUCUCGAAGGUCGGUGUUUUUUUUUUCUCGAGAUCGACCAAAUCUUUAUUAGAUAUUAUUAUUAUUGUUAUUAAUAUCGUUUUAAACACAACGAUGACAACGAUAUAUAUAUAUUGUAUAAAGAAAAAAAAAAGGGGACAGGGGAGGAAAGAAAGAAAAUAUGUGUGUGUUAAAGAUAUCUAAGAAUUUCAUACGUUAAGAGAUAUUUAAUUUUGUACCUUUGUACACGAAGAAGAACAAGAAUAAGUUAGCACACGUGCGUGCACAUACAGAGAUACACCCAUACAGUGUUAUUGAUAAAUAAAGAAGAUAAUGUAAAAAAA